Molecule: messenger RNA, 6057 nt
Organism: Sarcophilus harrisii (Tasmanian devil)
Lineage: Eukaryota; Metazoa; Chordata; Mammalia; Dasyuromorphia; Dasyuridae
Gene: PDP1
Product: pyruvate dehyrogenase phosphatase catalytic subunit 1
Exons: 2
Coding region: 180-2162 (660 amino acids)
Biological process (GO): protein dephosphorylation
Molecular function (GO): protein serine/threonine phosphatase activity; cation binding
Source: RefSeq, a predicted model, not a curated record
GCCUCAGCCGUCCCCGCGGCGGCACCUGCCCGUCUGUGCGCUUCCGAGGCCUGCCUCCCGCUUUGUGCCGCCGAAGAUGGGCUUGGGGUCUCGCUUCGCAUCGAGCCACACUCCUCGUGGAUGUGGCCGGGCUCGGGGACGCCGGCCGUGGAGGGGGGCUCGCGGGCCGCCGCCGCUGCAUGAUCUCUCCGCUGUACCCGCGCAUCCCUCGGUGUGGGGAGGGGCCCGCUCGCCUGUGCCCCCCGGCUCCUUCCUCCGCUCGGGGCGUGGGGUGGUUGGGCUCCUUCCUGGUCUCCUCCCCCGCCCCUCUUUCCCAUUCACUAACCGGAGACCCCCCGGCUUCCCCACCUCCCCCUCUAACAUUAUUAAUCUCUGCCUUGCUUUCAAUGGGCCGGUGCUGCUGUCGCUGCCGUCCCUGCUGCUGCUGCCCGCGCGGGGUGUGGAUGGUGUCGGCUCCGUGUUGUGAUGACAGGAGAAUGUGUGUGUGUCCCGGGCCCAGGCGAAUUGGAAUCCCAGUCAGAAGUUCUAGUUUGCCUCUGUACUCUGAUGCCAUGCCGGCCCCAACUCAGCUGCUUUUCCCCCUGAUCCGUAACUGUGAGCUCAGCCGCAUCUGCGGCACCGCGUGCUACUGCCACCACACGCACCUGUGCUGCUCCCCGCCUCCCUUCCCUCUCAGCCGCCUGAGAUACGCGCCCCAGAAGGCCUUCGCCACCGUCUGCCGGCCGAAGGAUCCCUUCUGGCAGUACAGCCAUACCAGGAGGUAUGCCACCACCCCUCAGAGAUUUUACCUCACCCCCCCGCAGGUCAAUAGCAUCCUGAAAGCCAACGAGUACAGUUUUAAGGUGCCUGAGUUUGAUGGCAAAAAUCUAAGUUCUGUUCUUGGAUUCGACAGCAAUCAGCUGCCUGCCAAUGCGCCCAUUGAGGACCGCAGGAGCGCAGCCACUUGCUUGCAGACAAGGGGGAUGCUCCUAGGAGUGUUUGAUGGCCAUGCAGGUUGUGCCUGCUCUCAGGCUGUCAGUGAAAGGCUUUUUUACUACAUCGCCGUCUCUUUGUUGCCACACGAGACUUUGUUAGAGAUUGAGAAUGCGGUGGAGAGUGGCCGAGCCCUCCUUCCCAUCCUGCAGUGGCACAAGCACCCCAAUGAUUAUUUCAGUAGAGAGGCAUCCAAACUUUAUUUCAACAGUUUGAGGACUUAUUGGCAAGAGCUCAUAGACUUGAACACGGGGGAAACCACUGAUGUCAAGGAGGCUUUGAUUAAUGCCUUCAAGAGGCUUGAUAAUGACAUCUCUCUAGAAGCACAAGUAGGGGAUCCCAACUCUUUCCUCAACUACCUGGUGCUUCGAGUGGCCUUCUCAGGGGCCACUGCUUGUGUGGCCCACGUGGAUGGGGUGGACCUGCACGUGGCCAAUACCGGGGAUAGCCGGGCCAUGCUGGGAGUGCAGGAAGAGGAUGGCUCGUGGUCGGCAAUCACCCUGUCCAAUGACCACAAUGCACAGAAUGAAAGUGAAGUAGAAAGGCUAAAACUAGAGCAUCCUAAGUCGGAAGCCAAAAGUGUUGUGAAGCAGGAUCGGUUACUGGGUUUGCUGAUGCCCUUCCGGGCUUUCGGAGAUGUCAAGUUCAAGUGGAGCAUUGAACUACAGAAGAGAGUGAUAGAAUCAGGCCCAGAUCAGUUAAAUGACAAUGAGUAUACCAAAUUUAUCCCCCCCAAUUAUUAUACCCCUCCAUAUCUCACUGCUGAGCCAGAAGUCAUAUACCACAGGUUAAGGCCACAGGAUAAGUUUCUGGUGCUGGCAACCGAUGGUCUGUGGGAGACCAUGCACAGGCAGGAUGUGGUUAAAAUAGUAGGUGAAUACCUCACUGGAGUGCAUCAACAAAGCCCCAUCUCCGUCGGAGGUUACAAGGUAACUCUGGGACAGAUGCAUGGUCUCUUAGCAGAAAGGAGAGCCAAGAUCUCCUCUGCCUUUGAAGAUCAAAAUGCAGCCACCCAUCUCAUUCGUCAUGCUGUUGGCAAUAAUGAGUUUGGGGCUGUGGAUCAUGAGCGCCUCUCCAAGAUGCUCAGUCUUCCUGAAGAACUUGCUCGGAUGUAUAGGGAUGACAUCACAAUUAUUGUUGUCCAGUUUAAUUCUCAUGUGGUGGGAGCAUAUCAAAACCAGGAACAGUGAGUGACUGAAAAUUAAGGCGAUUAGAGGAUGAAAAGAGCAAGUUUGAAGGGUGAAAAGAUUAAAAUAUAUAACUUGAAAAAUCCUUCCAGUGGGUCAGCCCAUCAAAUCAAGCAUUUAUUCAUUUAAAAUCCUAACAAAUGCCGGUAUGUUUCUAGAAUUUGGGAGAAUGUCAGGAAAGGGCUAAUAAGAUGACUUCUCCAAAGGUCUGAAAAAAAAAAUGAUGCCUUAGCUUUAACCAGACACAGCCUCCAGUUGAUCAGGAAAAAGACCCUUAGAGACCUAUCAAGUUCUCUUUAUAAGUGUCUCCAGGGAGGGCAGGCUUAAUUUGACCAGUCUUUUUGAAAUAGCCACGACCUCAGGAUAGGACCUUGACUAGACAGUGAAAGAAAUUUGCUGGAUCUAUGCUUACUGUAGAAAGGGAACAAAAUAAUGUAUUCAUUUGCAGCCUGAUUUUCUUUAAGAAAAAUAUCUGUUCUACCAAUGAGCAAAACUGUCCCUUACCAUUUUUAAUUGCAUACUUCCCCUGUGUGUAUUUGUUUACACGUAUUCAUAGAAUUCUUUGUGUUUAAAUGGGUUAAGCUGUAAGUUAAAAAAAUUCAAGCAAUUCAAAUUUAUUCAACCUAUUUGGUUUAUAACAUUUAAUUUAAUUGAAAUGCUUUUGGAAAAAAUAUAAACAAUUUUUGGUCCCUUUCUGACCCACCUGUCUCCCACUGCCCCAAUAUCAACUUCCUGAUAGAAUUGAAACAUAACUACUCUUACCGUAGUUUUUAAAAAAAAAAAAACUUUUUGGAUCUCUUUAAUUUGUUAUUGUUAAUAAACAAGGAAAAAAAAAACUGCGUUUCACUUUUUUGAUGUGAAAAGCUUUAGUUGAGCUGCUUAAAUGAAUAAGAGACUCCUUUUCAACUCCUGUGAAAGUUGUUUUUUUAGAUUGAGAAAGGGGAAAGCUGACAUCCUCAAGAGCUUUAAGGUCCUUUCGUACUUUAUCUUAUGUCAGUGUUACUUAUUAAGUGAUCUCCAGUGAUGGUUUGCUAUCAGUGUGAAUAGGUUUUGUUUGAUUGUUUCUUUACCACAAGAUCACCAUUUCUUCUCCAAAAAAUAUUCAUCAUUUUUGUAUUCAUAUAUGCCAUAUAUAUAUGACAAGUUACAAAAGGUCGAGUGGGGAAGGGAAUAUUUCACUAUCAACAGAUGGAAGGGAAAGGGAAGAAAGUAUCUUGCUUUCCUCAGCUUCUCCCUACUGCCCCAGAAAACACAGGUCAAAAUGUAAAUGUCCUUGGUUUAAAUAUUGCUAAAUGAUUUAUACAUAAUAUGGUUUUUCAAUAGGAAUGCAAAGAAAGAGACAACACCUAAGGAAGAUAAUUACUGUGAUAUUGAUAACAGUAUUGUCUCUCACUUCCAUUUUCUAUACCUAUGUCCCUAUGUGAUUUCAUUUCUGCUGAUCAUAAAAGAAAGGAAUAUAAUUGUAAUGGAGGGAAAUAUAUUAGUGGUGGCACUUUGGAGCUUAUUUAAUAUGUAUCAUUGGACAUUUCACUACUGGAUUUAAUUGUGAACUGUGGAUUUAUUGUCUCCAUUUAAUCUAGUGUCAGUUAAAAUACUAGCUAUGAUUAUAUUUAAUUUGUGGGUAGAUUUUGGAUAUAAACUGUUCUCAGCUUUCCAACAUGCAAUUUAAUUGGGGAUAUUUGAUUUUAGAAGAAAAAUUGGACCAGAUGUGCAAGAAUUCCUUUCUGGCCUUUGACCUGUCAGGCAACUUUUGGAUUGCUAAAUUUGAUUUUUGUUAGACUCACCCAGAAAGCUAGUAGCACAGAAUAAUUUGCUAUUUGAUUUCUGGAUAUAGUACACAUAUUUAGAACUCAGUGGUAUAAAAAAGAGAAUCAUUACUGCAUUAUGUACUGUAGGAAUGGAGUUACAUCAAUUGCUCUGAAUAAAACCACUGAAUGGUAAAAUCUCAGUAUUUGUAUAUAGCCCAAUACUAUGUAAAUUUGGCUUUCCUUUGUCCUAACUAAGAUGGUGGCACUUCCCAACGUUUUAUUAAAAACAGUUGCACUGGUCUUCAAUUUGAAAGCUCAGUUCAUUUUCCCACAGAAGAUGAAAACCACAGUUUGGAUUUUGACAACUUUAGAAAUGAGAUAAAUUGGGUGUAAUUGCAGUGUAAGUGUAACACCAUCCAAAACAAUUGUGAUCUUAUUGUAAUGUGUUGCCUCUGUGUUAUUCUUUAUGCAGAACUAAAAUUUCCGUAUAGAUAAAAAGGCUUGUAUCUUUCCUGUUGCCCUGUCUUAUGUGUAAAGUACAGAAUGUAUGUAAGCUGUUAAAGUAUUUAGCCUUUCUUAAAUUUUUCUACCAUUUAAACUUUCUAGCAGGAUAUGCACUUAACUACUGUAUUUAUAUCUAAUCAGUGGUUGAUUAUAGUAUUUAUAUUAAAAAAAGAAAAAAGUCCUUAAUAAGUGAAAAAGGGAUCCUGGUACUAUAGCAGUACUCAAUAGGAAAACAACUUUGUUUCAUAAUAAAGUAUAUAACUGUACAGGGAUAUAUUCAAGUGUUUAUGACUUGGAGAAAUGUUGUUAGAAAUGUCUGGAGUGAAUUAAAGCAUUAUAACUGCUUUCCAAAUGCCUUGUGAUGUUGUUGUAAGCAUAAGAAUGUCCUUUUUAAAAAAUGCCAAUAUCUUGUUUUUAUAUCACUUAAAUUUUUAAAUAGUUCUUACUCAUCUCCUACUCAAUAAGCAAUCCCUUAGAACAAAAUUUAAAAAAAAAAGUUAUGCAAAAUUUACCAGUGCAUCAACAGAGUCUGAUAGUAUAUACCUUUUUUCAUGUCCUUUGUUUCCCAACUCUGUAGGGAAGGAAGGGAAAUAUAUUUUCUCAUCUCUUCUUGGAGGAUAGACUUUGCCAUUAUAUAGCACAACGUUUUGGUUUUAAAAAAUAUCUUCAUUCACAUUUUUGUUUACAUUUUUUACAUUGUUUUCCUCUUUUUGCUUACCCCACCUUGCAUUAAUUUAAGUAAAAUUUUCCACACGUCUUUAUAAUCACUUCUUAAAGCACAGUAAAAUUCCAUGACCUUCAUGUACCACAAUUUGUAGAGCUAUUUCUUCAAUUGAUACAUGUCUAAUUGUUGUUUGCUAUUACAAAAAUAUAAAUAUUUUGAUAUACAUAGAACUUUUAGUCUCUGAUCUCUUGGGGGUGUAUGCUAAGCACUCAAAUCUCUAGUCAAUGUACAUUCAAUAGUUUUAUUUUUUUAGCUUAAUUUUAAAUUGCUUUCUGUAUAGAGAAAGGAUUAGAUUUGCUCUAUUUGGUUCCAAAAGGUAGAACCAGGAGAAGUAGGGGAAAGAUACAGGAAGAAAAAAGGCCAGUGUAGGUAAUGAUUCAUUGUCAAGAGAAACUUCCUAGCAUGUUAAGAUGUUAAGAGCCCUUUCUAGGACUACACACAACCAGCGAUUCAUGAGUCUCAAUUUUAAAGUUUACAGUAUUUGAAUCCUCCAGGUCAAAUUCAAUUUUGAUAGCCCUAUUGUGGUUUUGGAGAUGACCUUGGAUUUUCAUCAAUUAUGCCAAUAAAAGACAGAUUGGCAGUUAAUUCCCCAGCUGGAAAGGCUUUGAGUUGUGGAAUGGAGAGUAGCUUCUGAAAAGUUUGGUUUUCAGCUGAUUGAUGAUUUGAUUUGACUUGAUUUUUGGCCAUAGUCAUUCAAGAAGUUUUGAGAAAUGGGUCAGUUUUAGGUCUUUCGGGACCUUAAAAUUUGUCCCAUUAUUAGCUGUUACUAUUAAGGGGAUGCACAUGGUUCUUUUUAGCUUUAUGACAUGAUCACCUCUGACAUGCUAUUUUCUUCCAGUUCUGCAUCAUUUCCCUUUAAAGUCCUGUCCUCAUUUUAUAGAUGGGAAAAUCAAGAUCCCAUAAUGAAAUAAUGGAUUAGAAC